Messenger RNA from Blepharisma stoltei, 1135 nucleotides. The record is from the annotation of a GenBank genome assembly. Lineage: Eukaryota; Ciliophora; Heterotrichea; Heterotrichida; Blepharismidae.
AUGAUCUCGAAAACAUUUAGCUCAACUCUUAAUUUCACCCAAUGGAUCAACUCAAGAUCACCUGAAAUCCUGGAUCUAAUUCAUUCGAUUUCAAGAGCCCUAUAUAUAGAAAUCGAAUAUUUCUGCAAGGAAAUAAGAAUUAAUCCUAGGGCUGUGAAUCUAGAAAACAUCCCUGAAAGCGAUUAUUUCUCCUAUCAAGAUAAUUACAAUAGCUGCUACGACGAAAAACUAGCAAGGCCAGUAGAUAUUCAAGAAAUUUCAGAAUUCGUACAGACUCUGUAUAAAGAAUUUAAAUUCAGUAAAGAGUGCUUUGUUUUGACUAUGGUGUAUAUUAAAUCCCCUCUUCUGUGAGAGAACAAAAAAUUUUUGUUCGCUCACGGAGAUGUUAAUUUAUUUUUUUUCAAAAUUUAUAAAUAUCCCAAUUCGCAAAAAAUUGGAAAGCAAAUAUUAAUUUAAUUUGUAAAAUUUAUGUUCAAAACGCAUAUAGAUUUAUUAUAUUAGUUAUCAAUAUUUUUUUCAUAAAAAAUGUUUAUUCGCUCAGGGAGGGUGGGUUUUUGGGCAAAAAAUAGGAAUUGUUCUAAUGGUUUUGUUCGCUCACGGAGGCGGGGAGUAAAAAAUUUUUGUUUUACUCAAAAAUACCACUAAUGAGUGACAACUGAAAAAAAUAUAUACCAAUUUAAGUUUAAUUAAUGGAAUUUUGUAAACCCAAAACUAUUUUUCCCAAAUAAAGCCAAAAAUUUGAAGGCUAAGCCGAUAAUUAAUAAAUAAAAAGUGUAUACUACUUAUUUCUACAUUAGUAGCACAAAGAGUCUCGGAUAAUGCCAUUAUUUCCGCUUCAGAUUACAAUAAUAUCAAAGGCUUCAGCCUUGAAGAUAUUAGACUAAUGGAAAUAGAUUUUCUCAAUUUUAUAGGCUACGACUAUAAGCUAGAAGCCAUAGAGUAUUUGUAUCAAAGUAAUUACCUUCAGGAUAUCUCAAAAUCUAUUAAAGGCAACACAUGGUAUUUAGAUAAUGAGAAACUGGAAAAUAUUAUGAAGAGAUCGAAGCAGCUCUCUGAGGAAGAAAGCGAUAGCGAUUGCGGCAUUUAUCACUCUGAAGCUAUGCAUUCUAUCGACAUAGACCUAAUAGAUUACUAA